Molecule: messenger RNA, 2769 nt
Organism: Chlorella variabilis
Lineage: Eukaryota; Viridiplantae; Chlorophyta; Trebouxiophyceae; Chlorellales; Chlorellaceae
Exons: 10
Coding region: 1-2769 (922 amino acids)
Cellular component (GO): cytoplasm
Source: RefSeq, a predicted model, not a curated record
AUGCCGUCCAGCGAGCAGGAGAAUGGCGGCAGCGGCGCCCUGCUGCUGGGCGGCAGCGCGUGUCGGGGGCAGGCAGGGUGCCGCGCGGUGCAGCCUGUCACUGCAGCUGCAGCGCCCUUCCGCUUCCACGCCCCCCGCUGCCACAUCGACUGGUGUGCGCUGCAUGCGCUGGACCUUGGCGCCGUGGUGCGGGAGAGCGACAUUGAUGCGCUGGAAAGCGUGCUGGAUCUGGUGGCGGGCGGGGACAUCGAGGCCGAGGAUGCCCGCAGCCUGACCCCCGCCAACUUCAUCCAGCUCUUCCGCACAGCGCAGCUCACCCUGGACUACCUGCUGCACGUCCAGGACCGGCUGGCCGGCGACAGCACUGCCGCACAGGGCGAGGCGGCACGGUUACGCCACCAGGUGCAGCUGCUGCAGCUGAAGGUGAAGGAGGUGCGGGAGGAGCUAGUGGGCACCCGCAAGGAGGCGCGGCACCUGAAGAAGUCGCUGCGCAGCUUCGAGGCGCUGGCGCUGGCGCACCAGCAUGCCCCACCACCGCCGCCAGAGGUGCGGGUGGUGGAGAGGGUGGUGGAGGUGGCAGACCCAGCAGCCGCCAGCAAGCUGGAGAGGGUGGAGGCGCAGGUGGCCCAGCUGAUGCAGGAGCGCCAGGACUUGCAGAGGGAUAACAGCAAGCUGGCAGAUGCACUGGCCACAGCGGUUUCAGCUCAGGCGGGUGCGGAGGGCAGCACUGCAAAGGCGGUUGAGUUGGCUCGGAGGGAGGAGCAGGAGGCGGCCUCUGAGCGCCUGCAAGUGGCUCUGGAGAAGGAGCGAAAGAGGCACCGGGACAGUAAGGCCAAGCUGAGCGUGGUGGUGAGCAGCGACAGCUCGCCCAAGCUUCAGAGCAAGGCGGCGCAGCGGCGGGAGCGGGAGGCAGAGGAGCGGGCAGAGGCGGCAGCGCUGGAGGCAGCCCGAGCCAGCAAAGCAUCGGCGGCCCCGCUGGCAGAGGCGCGGCGCCUGCGGGCACAGCUGGAGUCUGCGCAUGCGGAGGCAGACAUGCUGCGCAGCAGGCUGGCGCAAGUGGAUCGUGAGCGCUGCCCGACCAGGGUGGGAAGCCGCCUGGCGAGCAGUGGGCUGGGUGCAGAGCUGGAGGAUGCUGACGAUGCUCGCCUGCGCCAACUGGAGACCCAGGUAGCAGCUCAGCAGUCCCAGCUAGCUGCAAGCAAGGAGGCGCUGGCUCAGGCGCUGGCGCGCUGCAAACAGCUGGAGCAGCAGCUGAAGGCGUCCGAGCAGCAGCAAAAAAGCAGCCAGUCUGGCAGGCAGCCAGCAGCUGUGGCUGAGCGGGCUGCAGCGGCAGAUGUGCUGGAGCAGCAGGUGGAGCGGCUGCGGGAAGAGAAGACGGCGUUGAGGAAUGAGUGCCGCAGGCUGAGACAACAGGCGGCCCAAGAUACAGCUGAGAUUGCACACCUCACGCGGCGUCUGCUCCAAGUGGUGGCCGCCAGGGGUAGCGGCAGCCAGCCGGCUUCCUGCAGUGGGUCGCCCACCAAGGCGGCAGCAGCCAGCAGGGCGGGUGGCGAGAUGAGCAGCGGCAGCCACACGCAGCAGCAGGCGCAGCAGCCAGCAGCGGAACGAAAAGGUGGCAUUGGCUCGCCCAUUGAGGAGGCCGCCGCAGGUGCAGCUGACGGCGGACCGCCUGUUGCAAGCCCUUCUGGGGCCACCGCAGCGCAGCGCCCAUGCAGCCGCCCUGGCAGCGCCCGUGGCCAGCAGAGGCCUGGCAGCCCCAGCGCAGGCUCCCCACCGCCGCAUGGGCGGGCUGAGGUCUUGCCCUCGGCAUCCAACAGGCGGCAGUUCCGGCGGGAGAUGCAGCACGCGCUGGCCAAUGCUGAGCGGCCGGGCGUUGAGGAGCUUGAGGCUGAGCUGGCUGCCGAGCUGGCCAGCUACGGCCUGGACCCUGCAGCCCAGCAGCUCAGCGACAGCCAGCUGGAGGCGGCCAUGGCGCAGCUGGAGCGGCGGCGGGGCGAGGCGCGGGCCGCCAUGUCGGCCAGCGACCGGCAGCGCAUGGACUACAUGCGGUGUACCGCCGCCUGGCAUGUGCAGCGGAUGGCGGAGCUUGCCAGCAGCCAGCGAGAUGCGUCGCCGGUGAAGCGCCCUGCGCUGGUCCCGCCACCAAGCCUGAAACCCAUCAGGACUGCCAGCAAAGACGAGGAGAGGGCCAGCCCAUCGCGGCGGGGCUAUGUGGAGCAGGUGCUGGAUGAGGUGGGAGACGAGGACGCCACCUACUCCCCUCUGGGCCGCGGCGCGUCUGUGCUGUCAGACAGGGGAUACCUGGACGGAGACAUGCCCCGCAGCACGGCCUCCUGGGGCCCGGCGGUGCCGGACAGCGCUGGCGCGCCGCGCAGCCCGUGGGCGCUCACGCAUGAGCGAGUGUUCUUUGGCGGCGAGGAGAUGGAGGGCAGUCAGUCGCCCCUGGCGUAUGCCGCCUCGCCAUCCCGGCAUGCCUCCCCCACCAAGCCUCGAGCCGUGCGGAGCGUGCAGUUCAGCGGCAUGGAGGGGGAUGUUGAUGGCGGGAUGGCGCCUGUGCAGCGCAUUGGCAGACGGCCCUCGUUCAGCCAGCCUGCUGGCGCCGACCACGGACAGUCCCCCAGCAGCCACAAUGUGCAGCGGCAUGUGGAGGAGAUCACAGCAGCCGAGCCGUGGGAUUCCAGGGACUGGGACACGCGGGAGGCGGCAGCCGUGCGGCCUCCUGCGGGCCGCUACGUGAACGGCAGAGGAGCUGGCGUGGGGGCGCGGUAG